UCCCCCUGCUCCGGGGGUCGGGCUGGGGCUGGUCCUGCUGGAGGAGGAGGAAAGGCUGCGGAAGGAGCAGGACCAGAUUUUAGACACUAAAAUAAUUUUGAAAUGGACCGAUAUGAAGAUGUGUCAGAGGGUGAAGUGGACCAUUCAUUCUUUGAUAGUGAUUUUGAAGAAGCACCAAAGAAAAAUGAAGAAAAUAGUGUGCUCAUAGGAAAAGUAGGUACACAUGUAGCAUCAUCAGACUUGGCAUCAGAAACCAAAUCAAGAGAAGACUCCUGUCCUAAUGAGGAAAGUGAAGAGAAACAGAGAGCUUUGCUAAAGGAGCAGCGUGUAGAUGGUGACACUGACCAUCCUGGGAAUGCUUCUUCAUUGUCACUUUCUCCUGAUUCAGAGAAUGCAGGUACCUCUGGGAGAAUAUCUGCAACAAGUAGAAUACAGGAAAACAUUCCAGCUGGAAUCCCCAAAAUAGUUAAAGAAGGUGAAGAAGACUAUUACACAGAUGAAGAGGAUAGUAGUGAUGAUGGCAAAAAACAAAGGGUUAGACCUAAAUCGGCAAAGCAGUCUAGUGGCAUAAAGAAAGUUAACAAAAAAUAUACCAAUAUCAGCUCCUCUUCCUCCUCCUCCUCUUCCUCCUCCUCCUCCUCCUCCUCCUCCUCAAGUUCAGAUACAGAUUGUUCAGAUACAGAUUCUGACAGCUGCAUAUCGGAUUCAUCCCACUCCUCUUCAAAGAGAAAUACAUGUACCUUGGCUCUUCUGUCUCCACGGCAAAAGUUCAAAUCAGGAGUAAAAUCAGUGGAAUUAAAACCGAAGCUUGGUGACUACACAGAGGAGUCUGAAGAUACAGUGACUGACGUUACUCCUCUGUCAACACCAGACAUCAGUCCUAUCCAGUCUUUUGAACUCGCAGCAUCAAAUGACAAGAAACUGAAAAUAAAACGACAGGAAAAUGUGAGCCAAGAACUAUAUGAUUCCGAGAUUGAUCGCAGAUAUAAUCGAAAGGUUUUGCAUGAUGCUAUGGACUUGAAUCAGCUUUUGAAAGCUUUUCUACACUUGGAGAAGAAAGAGCAGCAAAAGAUGGUCAUUGAUCCGCCAUCUAAAGGAUCAAGAAAAAAUUACUCUUUCACAAAUGAGGAAGUAAGGCAAAUUGAUCGGGAAAACCAAAGGCUCUUAAAAGAACUGUCCAGACAGUCUACAAAGCCAAGGAGCAAAAGUGCCACACUGAAGAAGUCUACUCUCCCACCUCCUAAGUUAUACCACAGUGCCCUCAACAGGCAAAAGGAACAGCAGAGGAUUGAAAGAGAGAAUCUGGCUCUUCUGAAGAGACUGGAAGCUGUGAAACCAACAGUGGGUAUGAAACGUUCAGAGCAGUUGCUGGACUAUCAGCGCCAGAUGAAUUAUCUAAGUUCUUCACCGUCUGCAAGACGAGGAAAGUCUGCAAUGAGCCAGCUUAGCCCUUCAAGAGGAACUUCCAGAGCAUCCAGUGUACCCAGUGCCAUCAGUCAUAGGAGUGAGAGACCAGUUUCUGAUUCAUCCAGCGGGGCAUUACAGAGACCUAAGCCCACUAACGUUCGUGCUGCUUGGUUAUGAAUUAUUUCUACUUAGCCUAACAUUCUUAUUUGAUCAGCAGAUUUCGAUUUCUAAUGCUUUUGUAAAUUCUUUGUGCCAGGAUAUUGUAAUCUGCAUCAUUUGGUGAUUAAAGUGCACUGCAGUAUGAUGUAAUUUCUUGUAAAUUUGGUUUUAAAUGGAAAAUUUCUUUCUAAUUAGUGUUUUCUGAAAAGACUAUAUUUAUAAAAGAGAGGCAUUUAACAGACAACUAGAAAUUGCACAAACCUUUAUUUUAUUCUCAAAGCACAAUUGAAGUUCAUAUGUGACGCUAGAAUGAUAUAGUUGCUGCACCUGGGACCCAAGAUGUAAAACAAAAAUCCAGUUGUUUUUGUUUUAAUUUUUAAAUUGCAAUAAACCAUCAAGCAUGUACUUAA
Messenger RNA from Gavialis gangeticus (Gharial), 1976 nucleotides. It is a transcript of the gene CFAP97, whose product is annotated as cilia and flagella associated protein 97. Gene Ontology annotation, biological process: spermatogenesis. Lineage: Eukaryota; Metazoa; Chordata; Crocodylia; Gavialidae. The record is from RefSeq and is a predicted model, not a curated record. The coding region runs from base 103 to 1584 and encodes 493 amino acids. The transcript has 6 exons.